GUGUGCGGCUGGUUGGACUCACUCGGUUCGAACAUGGCCGAGAUGGAGACGCAGAGCUCCGGGACGGAGGACGGCUUCACUCCCGUCACGCGCAGAGGGAGCCGGCGGGCGAAGAAGCGACAGGCCGAGCGGCCGUCAGAGGCAGGACAGGACGGAGAUGCCAGCAGCAUGGACACAGAGGAGGCGCGGCCGGCGAAGAUGCCGAUCUUCCCGCCCCUCUCGGGCGAGCGGCUCCUGGCCGAUAAAGAAGAAACGAGAAGGAUUCCCGUCCCCGCUAACAGAUACACACCAUUAAAAGAGAACUGGAUGAAGAUAUUUACUCCGAUAGUGGAACAUUUGGGGCUUCAGAUACGCUUUAACCUGAAAUCAAGAAAUGUAGAAAUCAGGACUUGUAAAGACACCAAGGAUGUCAGUGCCCUGACCAAAGCGGCCGACUUCGUGAAGGCCUUUGUUCUCGGAUUUCAGGUGGAGGAUGCACUCGCACUUAUCAGGCUGGACGACCUCUUCCUGGAGUCUUUUGAGAUAACCGAUGUUAAGCCCUUAAAAGGAGACCACCUGUCAAGGGCAAUAGGAAGAAUUGCUGGCAAAGGAGGAAAAACCAAAUUUACCAUAGAGAAUGUGACACGGACGCGGAUUGUUUUGGCAGAUGUGAAAGUUCACAUUCUCGGCUCUUUCCAGAACAUCAAGAUGGCGAGAACUGCCAUUUGCAACCUUAUCCUAGGAAAUCUUCCAUCAAAGGUGUAUGGCAAUAUCCGAGCAGUGGCCAGCAGAGCAGCGGACCGGUUCUGAUUCUCCUCCGACCCUUGAGAUGCACACAUAAAACCAGGGGAUGAUCUCCCAGCUGCCUACAGCUCAGGUUCCUUUUCACGUCUCAGCCAGAGCAGAAGCAGAAAGAAGAGGUUUAACAGGACUUGUACUCCGCUGCUUCUAGGAUAAUUUAAAUAUCAAAAUGUAAUACUUGUAAUACUUAAUACAUUAAGUAUAAAUUGCUGUAUUUUUCCCUUAAUCCCAUGUGGCAGAUUCACAGUUUAAAAUCCUGUCAUUUACAGGCAACUUUGUAAUUUGUCAUUUACAGACAGAUUUGUAAAUAAAAUUACAGCAUUUUUUUCUCUGAAAAUUUUCAUUAAAAUCUCCGAAGACUUGUGAA
Messenger RNA from Alexandromys fortis (reed vole), 1147 nucleotides. It is a transcript of the gene Pno1, whose product is annotated as partner of NOB1 homolog. Gene Ontology annotation, molecular function: RNA binding. The transcript is spliced from 7 exons. Bases 34 to 789 code for a protein of 251 amino acids. NCBI's taxonomy places the organism in Eukaryota, Metazoa, Chordata, Mammalia, Rodentia, Cricetidae. The record is from RefSeq and is a predicted model, not a curated record. Gene Ontology annotation, cellular component: nucleolus.